AUGUCCGCACUCAGAUUGAAAGUCCUCAUAGCAGGAGGAGGUAUUGCAGGGCCUUGCCUCGCAUAUUGGCUCACCAAAAUAGGUCUCAAUACGUCCAUUACAGUCGUUGAACGAUCACGUUCUCCGAGAGUCACUGGUCAAGCGAUCGACAUUCGUGGUCGAGCAAUUGAAAUUAUGAAGAAAAUGAAAUUGGAAGAGGCUGUCCGCUCCUUUAGUACUACAGAAGAAGGUGCAAUAUUUGUGAAUUCAUCGGGGAAAAGUUUUGCUGAAUUCAUUGGUGGUGGUGGUUUCACUGCUGAAUACGAAAUCUUAAGGGCAGACUUAUCACGACUUUUCCUGGAAGCCACCGAAGGCUUGGACAAUGUUCGGUACGUAUACGGUGAUUCUGUCGAAUCUCUCGAACAGACAGAUAAAGAUGUUAAUGUUACCUUCACCAAAGGAUCAAAAGACACAUUUGAUUUGGUGGUUGCUGCAGACGGAUCUACUUCGACGACUCGACCGCUGAUUCUGGACGAACAAAUUCUCAAGGAUAGCUACAAAUUCCUGGGUCAGUACAUUGCAUUCUUUAGCAUUCCAAGUCGCCCAACCGAUCCAAAGCUGUGGCAGUGGUACAAUGCUCCGAAAGGCCUCGGUAUUAUGACACGUCCACAUCGAAAUCCUUCUACUAUAGGAGCAUACUUGUGCAUUACAAUGCCAUCACGAGAGCAACGGGAUCCCAUCGUCGAAGAAGCUAUGGACAAAGGAACGGACGAUACAAAACGAAUGUUGCACAAGUACUUCGAAAAUGCAGGCUGGGAAGCAAAGCGAGUAUUAGAAGGAAUGGACCAGGCAGAAGAUUUCUACAUGAGCCGGAUGGCGUUGGUGAGACUCCCGAAAUGGACGAACGGACGUGCUCUUGUGCUGGGAGAUGCAGCCUUCGCAACUUUUGGUGUCGGAACAAGUCUUGCCAUUGAAAGUGGUUACGCGCUGGCGCAAGAGCUGUCGAAGAUACAGAGCACCGAUGAUGUUCCUCAUGCUGUGAAGAAAUACGAGGAAGUUUUUCGCCCAAUAUAUGCAAAAACGGAAGGGAUUCCACCCGGUUUUCCACAAUUAGCAUCUCCACAAACUGCUUGGGGUCUUCAGAUAAGAGACUGGAUAUUGUGGUUUCUGAACAAGUCCAAGAUAUACAAAUUAGCUCAAAGAUAA
This is a messenger RNA of Adineta ricciae, 1185 nucleotides long. NCBI's taxonomy places the organism in Eukaryota, Metazoa, Rotifera, Eurotatoria, Adinetida, Adinetidae. The record is from the annotation of a GenBank genome assembly.